Molecule: messenger RNA, 3138 nt
Organism: Belonocnema kinseyi
Lineage: Eukaryota; Metazoa; Arthropoda; Insecta; Hymenoptera; Cynipidae
Gene: ADD1
Exons: 5
Coding region: 93-2675 (860 amino acids)
Source: RefSeq, a predicted model, not a curated record
GUCAGUUCCGUCAGUCCACGCACGGCAAUGGCGGUGUCGUACUCUCUAUUUUGAAAGUUGAAUUUGUCCCGUAGCAACCCUAAAACAUCAUCAUGGAUAUCGCGAGCAUGCUUGAGGUUCAGGUGAACGAGGUCACUGAUGGCAAGGAGAUAGAACUCAAGGAAAAUGUGACACCCGGGGCUACAUUUUCGAGGGCCUCAUCGCCACCCCUGAAGCCCUACUCCCAGACAGAAAAUGACUUUUUUAAAAUGCUGUAUGGUGCAGAUGUGCCAGCCGUUCGAUUCUGCAGGAUUCAUUGUACAGCCUGUGAUAUUCAUAUCGGAUCUGCACCCUCACAAAUUACCAAUAUGUUCGAACAUCCAAAGUUAAGAACCCUUUUGUGUUUAAAGUGUUAUGAGUUUUACGGAGACGGUGAUUUCGAACAAGGAGACGAUCAGACGGACAUGUUUUGCAGAUGGUGUGCCAACGGCGGCAAUUUAUAUUGUUGCUCUCUUUGCAGUAACACAUUCUGUGCGAAGUGCAUCAAAAGGAAUUUUGAUGCUGUAGUAGCAAAGAAAAUAGAGGCGGAUGAAAACUGGAAGUGUUUCGUUUGCGAUGAAACUGACCUUUAUCCAGCAAGAUCACUCUGCCGGGCAAUAAUCCAGCAUGUUCAAACUGUAUCUAGAAUUCUUCAAAACGACAAGUCAAUGACGGCAGCUCAAAUCGACGAAAAGAUGAGCUUGGACGAGGCUCGGUGUUGCGUUCGCAAAAGGAAGCGUAAGCGACGAAGAACUGGUUCCUGCUCCGAGGACGAGGACGACGAGACCUAUAAUCCUGUACUCAGUGAAAUUCCGCAAGCAAAGAGACGCCGAACGCGGAAAAGCGGUGCUUUCCCGUCGAUCCACACUAACGGAUCUGUAAAUAAUACAUCAGACGAUGAGAGCUCACUUCUUGGUGGUGAUAACGAUUUACUUCCAGCAAUGCUUGCCUGCGAACAAACUAUGACCGAAGGGGAAACUGCACUACCUUUUGGACCACCUCCGCCUCCACUCCAGCGAGUCAAACCACCUCCUCUCGUUUAUACAAAUAAUACUAAAAUUAAUCCAAUUCCGACAGCAAAUCUGCUUAAGCCAGUUCAAGUGCGAAGAUUAACCCCAAUAGGUCAAUUAUCUCAAGCACCAAGGCCAAUGUUAGUACAUAAACGUCCGAAUCGACCAAUGGUGUCGAUACCUCAACCUAAACCUCACCCGAAACCUUCACCUCAGGUACCUCCCCAGCAAAAGCGUGCUAGAGUGCACUUACCCCAAUCGAGAUCCCAAAAUCGAUCUGACACUGGUUUCGGAGCCCCAAAAAUUAUCGAUCUAGACAGCGAUUCCGAUGAGGCUAUAGAAGUAAUCGCUGAAGCCAGUAAAUCCCCUGAGAAGAGUAAAACGCAGCAAGAUAAACAAGACGCCGAGUUGAGCGAAAUGAGGGACAAAUCUUUUGAACAGUUGAUUCUUGAUCAAAAGCAAGACAUCGACCUUGCACUUCAAACUCUCAGGAAGAAGUUCAGCACAAUUCUUUCCGUAUCGUCAGACGAGACUCAACGUAACUCGCGCAGGAAUGCAUCUUUGAAGAUGAGACAAUUCCAACAGGUUAUGCGGAAAGCGAUAUGCAGAUUAGCUCAGAUUAAUGAUAGAGUCGUUAGGGAAUAUCAAAGUUGGAAGAAACAUCAGCCUGCUGAGCGCAACGCAAACUCAGAAAGAACAAAGGUUGAUUUGCUUCCGACGAAAAAUCCAGACGUUGAUCUUGAGAUGAAGUGUAUUCGAGAUUCGGCUUCGGAAUCGGAAGGCGAAGAUGAAGAUAAAUCGGAGGAUACUAUACUGGAGGCCAGCAAUCUGGAAGCAGAUCAGCUAAAUUGUUACAGGAACCUGACACUCUUCAGGAAAAAAGUUACGUUCGAACAAGCCGUUGGAGAUGACAAGCCUUUUAAGGAAGAUAAAUCCGUUCAGGCUGACGAUGUACGCACCCGAGAUUAUGAAAAGUCAGUGGGAUACUCGCUCCUUAUGAAGGCCGAAUAUGACCCAAAAACUAAUAAGGAUGUCUUGAAACCUGUUGCUAUACCCAACGAUCACUUUGGAAAGUUCCAGGAACAGUACAUCUAUCACUUACAGCACAUCGAGGACAACGGAAUUAAGACUGACGAUGACGUGGAUGAUCUUCCGGAUCCAAACGAGACUCCACUUAAAGAUCUCAUCGAAGCAAACUCUCCUUUUAUUGCAGAGAUGUUGGAGAACAUCGCACCUACGGUAACGAAUGGAUCAUCCAGUGUGGAAAUAGAAAUGAUUUCCGAUGAAACGCCUCCAGUUGAGAAGAAUAUUUCAGAGGAGAUAUUUGAAGAUCAUCACGCUGAUCCAACGGUUGCGACUUGCAAGGCUGUAGAAGAACUUGUGAAAAUGGUUACAAAGCUUUCGGAUGAACUGAAGUCGAGUAAUAACUCACCGGAAAAUGACGCACUUAGUCCCGCUGAAAUAACUGAUAAGAGCGAAGACACUAGUAAAAAGGAGAAAACUAGGAUGAACGAUGAAUCGAAAGAUGAGGAGACUGUGCUUGCUGUUAGAACUCUUAUAGAAGAAGAGUCCAGCAGUUCUAACGAUGUAAGUGAACCACCUGACGCAGCACAAGCGGUGGAAGAUGGGUGUAGUUUUCUAAAUUAAUUACCGGAACGUAAGUCCCAAAUUAAUACAAAAGAAGAACAACUUGUAAUUUGUUGAUCUGUUACAGUGAUAGAGUUUAUUUACACCGUGAGCAGUUUCUUAUAAUUAACGGCUACUCAAGAAUUACUGUUAUAUGCAUAUUUCAGUAUCACUGCUGAUUUUGGAAAAAGUGAACCGUGGAUAUUCACGAAAGUAGAAUAACAUUACUAUUGUCUUUAUUAUGGACACAAACAUAUAAAGCUUGUUAAAAAUUUAUUUUGUAUAAUCCAAUAUUGUUUAUUUAUGAUUUUCGAGUAAAUUUCGUCGAUUAAUGCUUUCUUUUGCGCUUUUUGACGCAGGUAGUGAUACUGAAAUAUUUUAAUAAACAGGAUGAUUUUUUCCAUUGACAAGCGUUGCCGCGUCUGCUGCUGUAGUAGAAAGUUUGCAGUGUAAAUUGAUUUAUUAUAAUACAGAAUUAAAUAAU